Oryzias melastigma (Indian medaka) is the source of this 1467-nucleotide messenger RNA. RefSeq lists its product as uncharacterized. The transcript has 2 exons. The coding region runs from base 1 to 1278 and encodes 425 amino acids. Gene Ontology annotation, molecular function: zinc ion binding; nucleic acid binding. The record is from RefSeq and is a predicted model, not a curated record. Lineage: Eukaryota; Metazoa; Chordata; Actinopteri; Beloniformes; Adrianichthyidae.
AUGGAACCAAAGAUCCCUGCAUAUCAAGCAGGUGAGGACAUUGAAAAUUACCUGCUUCGCUUUGAGCGAAUGGCCAAAACCUGGAGAUGGCCAGAGACUGAGUGGGCGUGUCGCCUGGUUCCACUGCUGUCUGGGAAAGCACUGGAGGCCUACACGGCAAUGGACAAGCAGCAAGCCUACAAGGACCUGAAAGACGCACUCCUGUUGAAAUUUGACAUCUCGCCAGAGACGUAUCGCCAGCAGUUCCGGUCUGGCCUCUACCGACGUUGGAUCCGUCCGGAGCAACACACCAAGGAGCAGAUCGGGGAGAUCGUCAUCCUGGAGCAGCUGCUGAGGGUACUUCCACCAGACGUGAGGACGUGGGUGAAGGAGCACGAACCGGAGGACGGCCUUACUGCUGCACGGCUCGCGCUGCAGUACUUCAACGCCCGACGAGGGACGUCGUCCACCAGGCCCUUUGGUGGGGAUCAGCGUCGUUCCAUCCAAGCCGGCCCACCGGGUCCCAUACGGAGAGACUUCAACCAGUCAUCUCAAGGUACCAACCCAGCCCCUAGUCAGCGAAUGGCCGGUAAGGACCUUGUGUGCUUCUAUUGCCAGCAGCCUGGUCACAAAGCCUCUGUAUGCCCAGUUCGCAAGGCUAAAUUCACAGGUGCUUGCUAUGCACCUAGACUAGAGACUGACUUGAGUACAGGGUCUGGCAUCACUGAUGAGAACACUGUGCAGCCUCUCAAGUCUGUGACUGUAAAUGGACAGCAAGUUACUGCUAUGUUGGACACUGGAAGUUUUGUUUCUUUGAUUAAACGGAGUCUAAUUUCUAUUGGUGGUCUGGACUAUAGCAGGCAGACAAACGUUGUGUGUGUACAUGGUGACAAGCACCUGUACCCAAAAGCCGACGUAACCAUAACUAUUAAUGAGCAGCCAUAUCUUUUGACUGUUGGAGUGGUAGAAAAGCUACCUGUUGAUUUGAUUUUGGGUUGUGAUUUACCUGUAUUAAAAGAUCUGUUAAAUGAAAAUGCUAUCGCUGAUCCUAGCAACCAAGCUGAGGUUAAUGUCACUGUCUCUCAGCACCCGUGCUUACCAGGGCACAGGCCAAAGCUGGGGUCCAAGGUCUUCCACCUGUUGAUGACAGCCUCUUUGAGAGUGGCAAUCAAAUGCCAAAAAAGUCCCGUCGUCAGAGACGGUUUGAGAAAAAACUUAAAUUACCUGAGCCAGAGAUUUCUAUGCCAGAUGAUGCAUUUAAAAUACCUGAUAACAUUUCAAAUCUGCAAAAAGAUGUAGUAACCUUGAAGCCUUCGUUUGCUAAGGUGACAACUAAAAAUGACAACUGUUUGGGGUGUACGCAGUUUAUUAUUGUUGAUGAUGUUUUGUAUGCUGCUGAUGGUGAUCACAAACGUAUAGUUGUUCCAACCACCUGCAGGCCACUCAUCAUGCACCUCGCACACACACUUCCAUGGGCAGGUCACCUAG